UCGUUAAAUAGACUUAUCAAUUAAAUAGCGAAUAGCUCCGGAAUAGGUGGUGAUUGAAUACGGUGCCAAAAUGGCGGCUAAACUAAUUUUCGUGGUUGGUCUUCUAGUGGUUUCUUUAGUCGCUGUUUUGGGGGCACCAAAGCCGCUCAAGGAGGAAGAUCUUCAGAAAAGCGUCAUAGAAUUUCUCAAGCAAGAUAAGCAAUUUAUAACAGAAUUUGAGAAGAUGAAGUUAUUAGGGAACGGCGAAGGCUUGCCACUAAGAAACAGGCGGCAGACUGAAAUGGAUGACAAUAUUCCUGACAGUGCCGAGGAUGAAAAACCCGGGUUUUUUGACCGAGCGGCGAAGUUCAUAGUCGACCUUUUGCAGAGAUUUCUCAAAUGGAUUAAUACGGACUCUAAUUAGCGAGGGGGUUAAAAAUGUGGCUGCCUGGAUAUUCGGAUAGACAGCAAUUAGCAUAAUUAUCUACUUAGUUUUGUUUAUAUACCUUUUAGGAUUUAUAUUACUGUAAUUGCUAGUUACUUCCGAUAAAACUUCUAUUGGAAGGAAAUGAAAGAAGCCUUACCUGAUUUUAUAUGAAUUUUUUUAUCAAUAAAACAUUAAUUGUAAAAUUAAAUUUAAAUAGAAAAUAAAGGAUAUC
Anoplophora glabripennis (Asian longhorned beetle) is the source of this 638-nucleotide messenger RNA. RefSeq lists its product as uncharacterized. Bases 71 to 403 code for a protein of 110 amino acids. NCBI's taxonomy places the organism in Eukaryota, Metazoa, Arthropoda, Insecta, Coleoptera, Cerambycidae. The record is from RefSeq and is a predicted model, not a curated record. The transcript is spliced from 3 exons.